Messenger RNA from Paramecium tetraurelia, 3114 nucleotides. RefSeq lists its product as uncharacterized. The transcript is spliced from 7 exons. The record is from RefSeq and is a predicted model, not a curated record. NCBI's taxonomy places the organism in Eukaryota, Ciliophora, Oligohymenophorea, Peniculida, Parameciidae. Gene Ontology annotation, molecular function: protein binding; chloride channel activity. Gene Ontology annotation, biological process: chloride transmembrane transport.
AUGCAUUUUUUCGGUCAUGAGGAAAUCAACCUUCUUGAAGCAGCAUAGGAUGGGAAACUGGAAUUUAUAUAGUAGUAAUUGGCAUCAUUGGCGUCGAAAUAACUUUAAGAAGCUUGUAAGAAAUCUGAUUAUUAUGGCAGGAAUGCUUUACAUUAUGUAAAGAAAUAUUUUAUAUAGGCUGCAUAUAGAGGACAUUACGAAGUAGUAGAAUACUUUCUAAAUUUACAGUGUUUGGAUUUGAAUUCCACCGAUAAACAAGGGAAUUCCGCCCUUAUGUUGGUCUGCGUGAGAGGAUAUAAUCAAGAUUUUGACGAAUCAGUAGAACAGAGUGAUCAUACAGAUUGUGAUUUUAGAAAAUACAAAAUAGCAAAGAUGUUAUUGUAGAGAGGAGCAAGCUUAUAACAUUAUUUGAAAGAUCACAUCAACAAUCCAUUACAUUGGGCUUGCUAUUUUGGAGAUUUAAAACUUGCUUAAUUAUUAUUGUAUUAUAAUCCGGAAUUAAUGUUGAGGAAAAAUGAUAGACAUUAAUUUCCAAUUGAUAUUGCUUUGACUAACGGAAAAGAUCCAGAAUGUUAAAAGUAAGUAGUAAAAUACUUGAUUGUGAAAUUCUUAGCCCAUUUCUUAAAUAGUGAAUAAUAAAUAAUCUAACUAUAAGAGUUGAAUAAAGAUUUGGAUUUUGGUGAUAGAGAUAUAAUGUCAGAUCAUCGUUAUAAUUGUUAAAAAAUGGAUAGAAAAAUUUAUGAGAGUGUAGGUUUGAAUUAUUUAUUUUGGGCUAGUGUUCUCGGUGAUGAGGACUUAGUGAUUCCUUUUUUAAAAUAAUAAUUUUCUGCUUUUGCACCAUCAUAUAAGGGUAGAAAUGCAGUUCAUGCAGCCACAUACUAAGGACAUGAAAAAUUGGUGCAAUUGUUUUUUGAGUAAGGUUAUAGUGAAAACAAGAAAAUACCAUCUAAAAAAUUAGUAAAUCUAAUGACAAUUGAAAAACCUUAAACGGCAUUACAUAUUGCAGUUGAACAAAGACAUGAAAAUAUAGUGAACUACUUAAUUAAAUUAGGGGCAGAUCACAAUAUAUAUAAUUUCAGAAAUUAAGCAGCAUUCGCUUCAUCCAGAUCUGCUAGAAUCAAAGAACUUAGACAAACAUUGUUAUAAACAGAAAAAAAUCUUAUUAGGAGUGGAUACAAAUAUGUGCUUGUUGGAACAAAUAUGAGUGCAAAUUUAGUCAAAUAACAAUUAAACAAUAUUAAAGAGAAGGUGAUAGGUGGUAAGUUCAAGGCUGUUCCUCUUAAAUCAUAUAAUGAAUCAUGCAUGUAUUAUAUAAUAAAGGUGUAAAAUCAAUUAAAAAAUGAAGUGGCUCAUAAGGAGAAAAUGAUGAUUUAUAAUUUCACACAGGGAAUUAUCUGUCCUUUCAAUAAAGAUAAGGCCUAUAUGUAUGAAAACUUUCAUCAUUAUCAUGACUAAUAGAUCAUUUUAACCUUAUUAUAUGAUGAAUUCAAUUUGGAUUAAUUUAUGCAUGAUUAACUACUAUUAGAUCAUUUCCCAUUGCAUGAUGAAGAAGAAAAGAAAUUAAUAUACAAUUAAUGGAAAUGUGAGAAAUGGGAUUUGUUAAAGGAGCCUUUAUCAUUAUACCAAAAUAGAUGUAGAACUCCGAGUGCAAUUAAAGCAUACUUUGGAUCUGAAGGAGGGUUUUUCUUUGUAUUUUUAAGUUUUUUUACAACUUGGCUAUUUUUACCUGCUAUUCCUGGUAUAAUGCUUGGAGUAUAUAUUUAUUCAACUAACAGAUUUGAUACUUUAUUUGUCCCAAUAUACACAAUUGCAUUGGCUGUUUGGGCUACUAUUUUUUUUGAAUUUUGGAAGAGGAAAUAGAGUGAGACAAUGUUUCAAUUUGAUAUGCAUGUAGAGACAGAACAAAAGAAGAAAAUACAAUCAUUUCAAGGUUAAUUUUGGAUAGAUGAUGUUACACAUAAGAUCGAAAUACAAUACUCAAAGAGAGACAAGUGGAAGUAUUAUAAGACUUCUUUUCCAUUAGUACUUUUGGCUGUCAUAAUGAUUGCUGGAGAAUAGAUUGCCUAUCAAUACAUUAUCUCGCUCUAAAAUAGAACCACUAAUUAUACUAUUAUCUGCUCUAUAGGUUUAGGGAUCUCUAUUAAAAUUACAAAUGAGAUUUUCAAUUACUUUGCUAAAUUAUCAAUGAAAUACGAAAAUCAUCAAUAUCAGAAUGAAUUAGAGGAUGUCUACAUUAUUAAGGUAUUUUCAUUCACAUUCUUAAACUCGUUUGUUAGACUCUUCUACAAAUCCAUCAUAAAUCCUGAUUCAGAUGAACUCAAUAUAAUGUCAAUAACUUUGACGAUUGUUUGGGCAAUUGUCCAUUUAACAAGAUUUACAAUAAUACCCUUAAUUAAACAUCAAAUAAGAAGUUAUUUUCUAAAUACUGAAUAUCAAUAAUACAUGUUAAAAAAAUGGAAAAAGACGUAUGUUUCAUAGGUCGCAAGUGUUUUAGAGAAUAAUACUGAAAAUUAAGUAAAUAAAAGUUUUGAUAGAAGUAGCAUGAGUGGUAAAAGAUUUCUUAAAACAGUUGAAUAAAAUAGGAUUAUGAUGCCCACACCUAAUCAUAUUGAUCAAUUCACAUAUUUUAUUAUUCAAUUUUGUAUGGUUACUAUGUUCAGUGCUAGUUCUCAAUUGAUUCCUGUGGCCAUUUUGUUAUUUAAUAUCUUCACUAUUGAUAGCCUUCUAUAUGCUUAUAUCACAUUUGUCAAGAGACCUAUUGCAGAGGCCAAAAGAUCCAUUGGUUUAUGGAAUGACAUUCUACUAAUUGUGGGAUACAUCGGAACAGUCAUCAAUUGCUUGACUAUUUAUUAGGCAAAUUAAGAUUAAUUGAACAAUUUGAUUGGAGGAUAAGAUAGCCAUACAAAUGAGGAGACUUUUGCACUUAGAAACUUUCUAUUGCUGAUUGCCGCUGAACAUAUAGUGAUCGGAUUAAAAUUUCUAAUUGAAUAAGUAAUACCUGAUGAGCCUGUGUGGGUUACGAAAAUGAUGCAAAGAUAAGAAUAUUUAUAUGAAUAGAUGCUAAAUAAAAUCUAUGACAGUAAUGAUUCAUCUUAAAAAUCCAAGCAUGAUUGA